AUGCCUCUUCAAGCCUUUAACCCUCCCAAUUAUCAUCCUCAAACGUUUGACUUCCCCAGCUCACAACCUCUUCCUUUUAAUAGUGCUUCCUAUCUUUACCCUCUUAAACCUGCUAAACCUUCUCCCUCCACACGACCACCUCCUGUUCCUCAACCACCUCCUGUUCCUUGUCCCCCACAACCACCACCUCACCCUCACUCACCUUCCACAUCUUCUAAUCCUAUUCUCACCAUGCUUGAUACCUUGCUUCAAGCUCCUGAUUCUUCAAUCUUUAUGGUUAAACCCGAAAAUCCAUCUACUUCUCAGACUACACCGCCUCCUCCACCUCCUGAAAAUCCUGAUCCUCCUCCAGAUUUACCUCCUGACCCUUAUUUUUCAGAUCCUGAAAGUCUGCCUGGUCCUUCACCACCAAUUUCCAUUUCACGCCCUUCCUCUUCUCAUUCUUUCACCCUUGAUGAUAUUCCACCUAGUAAAUGGAAAGAACGCCUUGAUGAACUUUUUGCCUGGUGUGUUACUCAAUUACAAGCUCCUCAAGCGGAUACUGCUACUGUCAUCAACCGUGAGACUAUUCACUUUACAGGUCGUUUAUGA
Messenger RNA from Tripterygium wilfordii, 591 nucleotides. RefSeq names its product acrosin-like. The record is from RefSeq and is a predicted model, not a curated record. Bases 1 to 591 code for a protein of 196 amino acids. The transcript has a single exon. NCBI's taxonomy places the organism in Eukaryota, Viridiplantae, Streptophyta, Magnoliopsida, Celastrales, Celastraceae.